Molecule: messenger RNA, 753 nt
Organism: Ornithodoros turicata
Lineage: Eukaryota; Metazoa; Arthropoda; Arachnida; Ixodida; Argasidae
Exons: 2
Coding region: 1-753 (250 amino acids)
Source: RefSeq, a predicted model, not a curated record
AUGGCCGAGGGCUACUUCAGACAGGUCCAACUCGAGGUCAACCCAAGGAAGGCACAGUACUUUGGCUGGACCUGGUCCAGCCAGAGGGACUGGUUUCGGUACGAUGUUAGACCCAUAAUCGUCUGCGGCGAGGUGGCACCUUCUCUCGACGACGCCAAGAUCCGGGAUAUCAAGGACACUAUCGAUAAGGCUGCCCUCAAGCCCUUUCAGAGGCUCCACUGCUACAAAGAGCUCAUCGUUCAACGGCGGCUUUAUACUGUGGCAAAUUCUAUAAACGUCCUGGGUCAAAUUCAGAAGCUAGAUGCGAUGCACGUCAAGGAUGCUAAGAAGUUCCUCCAAGUACCAGGGAGCUUUCCAACUUCCCAUCUCUGGCUGCCGAACAGAAGAGGCGGAUUGGGUAUGCUGCAACUAGCUUUUACGGCGGUAUCUGUUCAGAUUAAAGCAUUGGCCCGCCUUCAGCGAUUGGGAAGCUCCUUCGUGGAUUCCAUCGGGAACGAAGUCUUGGUGACUCAUAUUGACUCCCUCUGCCGAAAGCUCUCCGUACCCACGGGUGUAACCAACGCUAAAGAACUCGACAGACUGCUUCAGGAAGCCCACGGUCGUUGGAUGGUGGAUAUGAAGGGAAGAUACUACAAUAAAUCCAUCUUUGCUUACGAAAGUGACCCGCUGGCGAGCCACUGGCUAAGUUCCGCGUCAAGGCAUCUCAAAGAAGGUGACAAGAUUAAGGCCCUACCCGUGCAGAGCCUUGUUUAA